Cygnus olor (mute swan) is the source of this 1299-nucleotide messenger RNA. RefSeq names its product chromosome 19 C9orf78 homolog (gene C19H9orf78). The record is from RefSeq and is a predicted model, not a curated record. Gene Ontology annotation, cellular component: spliceosomal complex. The coding region runs from base 63 to 1070 and encodes 335 amino acids. The transcript is spliced from 11 exons. Lineage: Eukaryota; Metazoa; Chordata; Aves; Anseriformes; Anatidae. Gene Ontology annotation, biological process: mRNA splicing, via spliceosome.
CCUUGGAUUUGAGCAGCAGAUCAUCCCUGGUCACCUCUCCUAUGGAAUCCAGGUGAGGACAGAUGUCUCUUGUAUCCCCCAUUCUCACCUGUGCGAGGGUGUUUUCCUUAAAACAAGUCCUCCAGCCUGUCUCUCUCAAGAAGCGCGAACCGCCCUACGGACGAGAAAAAGCCAGAAACCAGGCGUUCCUCAGCGCGACGUGGGCUCGGUUUUCCUCGCGGGCACGUUUUCACAGAGAUUUAGCCGUUGGGGGUCAGCACGGCGUGGAGAUUUGGGGACCUGGGUUAAAACUCGAGGAAGCCAAAGAAGUGCAGAGCCUCAGAAAGCGACCCAAUGGGGUGAGCGCUGUAGCUCUGCUUGUGGGAGAGAAGCUGCAAGAAGAAGCGACGCUUGUGGAUGACCCAUUUAAGAUAAAAUCUGGGGGGAUGGUGGACAUGAAGAAACUGAAAGAACGAGGCAAGGACAGGAUUAAUGAAGAGGAAGAUCUUAACUUGGGAACUUCCUUCUCGGCUGAAACCAACAGGCGAGAUGAAGAUGCUGACAUGAUGAAGUACAUUGAGACAGAGCUGAAGAAGAGGAAAGGAAUUGUGGAGAAUGAGGAGCAGAAGGUGAAGCUUAAGAAUGCCGAGGACUCUCUGUAUGAGCUGCCAGAGAACAUCCGUGUCUCCUCUGCCAAGAAGACUGAAGAGAUGCUGUCCAACCAGAUGCUAAGUGGCAUCCCUGAAGUGGACCUGGGAAUUGAUGCAAAAAUAAAAAACAUUAUCUCAACUGAAGAGGCGAAGGCCAAGCUGCUGGCAGAGCAGCAGAACAAAAAGAAAGACAGUGAAACUUCCUUUGUUCCUACAAACAUGGCAGUUAACUAUGUCCAGCACAACAGAUUUUAUCACGAGGAACUAAAUGCACCAGUGAGAAGAAAUAAAGAAGAGCCAAAGCCCCGUCCUCUGAGAGUGGGGGAUACAGAGAGACCAGAACCCGAGCGGUCUCCUCCAAAUCGCAAACGUCCACCCAAUGAAAAAGCAACCGACGAUUAUCACUAUGAGAAGUUCAAGAAGAUGAACAGGCGAUACUGAUGAAUGUGGACUGAAGUCUUUGCAGACGUUCUUGUUUUCUACUAAUAAAGAAUUUUGUGUCAGUGACCUGAAACGGAGGUGGGGAGAGUCACUGCCUUCACGUGCUGGUGUUAACUACAAAUCUUUUCUUGUGAUCUUGUAGUGAAUCAGUUUGCAGGUGAUUGUGAACUCUGGUCGGUAAAAUCUUGUAUAUAACUUAUUUUCAGUUAUAAAACUUCUUUUAUAAAAA